Rhinopithecus roxellana (golden snub-nosed monkey) is the source of this 1525-nucleotide messenger RNA. Its product is annotated as neuropilin-1-like. Lineage: Eukaryota; Metazoa; Chordata; Mammalia; Primates; Cercopithecidae. Bases 1197 to 1448 code for a protein of 83 amino acids. The transcript has 2 exons. The record is from RefSeq and is a predicted model, not a curated record.
UGAGGCCGCGUGGGGCUGUAAUCCGGCCUCGCCCGCCCAGGCGGUCUGACUUCGCUUCACACCGCAGCGACACUGCCACCCCUCUCCCCGCUUCGCGGUGCGGCUCCCACUCCAGCCCGGCUUUCCCCUCCUCGCCCUCCAGUUCUGGGCGGAGGCGUCCAGGGGUGCCCCGUGGCUCCCCGCCACAGGUCUCAAGCUGGCGCGAUGAGGAGUGGCAGGGGGUGACCCUGCGCUCCUAGCCGCCGCGGGCGCGGACCCCAGGAUUUGAAGUUGCGAGAAGCCGCCGCCACCUCCCGGGCGCUGAGCACUGCGCGGCGGCGGGAUCUACGCCUCCAGGAGCUGCCCAGCUCUCCCUCUAGGGGUGCAGAGCGAGCACGCGAGGUGGGCUGGCCAGACCCCGCGGCUGGCACCGACCUCCGCGCCCCUUCCUCCGACGCCCGCACCCACGCGCCCGGGGCGCAGACUCCCAGCGCCUUCCUUCCCGCGGAGAUCCCUGCAGAAUCUCCGGGAAAGACAGACAGACGGACGGGGAGAGCACUCGGAGGGAAAGUUGUUCCUCCCAGUCUCCUGUCAGGCAAUUACAGGCGAGCCCGAGCUGGGAGAGGGGCGGGAUGAAGCGAGGGAAGGGCUCUGGAGUGGGGGGAAGGCCGCAGGAGGGGAGGAGGGGGUGCAGUUGGUGAAACUCCUCUGUCUCCCGCUCAUCUUUUCAUUGCUCGUUCCUCUCCUUCCCGCAGACACCCGGACCUCCCCUGGGCGCCAGCUCCGCGGCUCCAACGGGUCCAGAAACAAGCCGGAUUUUUUUUUUUUCUUCCUGGAAAUUGGCUUUGGUGUGUGUUGCACUACCUCCCUCCUCCCCCUCCCACCCACAGCCCCCUUUUUUUUUUUUUUUUUUUUUUUUUUUUUUUUUUUUGAGACAUGGCCCGGGCAGUGGCUCCUGGAAGAGGAACAAGUGUGGGAAAAGGGAGAGGAAGCCGGAGCUAAAUGACAGGAUGCAGGCGACUUGAGACACAAAAAGAGAAGCGUUCCUCUCGGAUCCAGGCAUUGCCUCCCUGCUUUCCUUUCUCCAAGACGGGCUGAGGAUUGCACAGCUCUAGGCGGAGUUGGGGCUCUUCGGAUCGCUUGGAUUCCCCUCUUUGCUGCAUUUCCCCCCACGUCCUCGUUCUCCCGCGUCUGCCUGCGGACCCGGCGAAGGGAGAAUGGAGAAGGGGCUGCCGCUCCUCUGCGCCGCGCUCGCCCUAGCCCUCGCCCCGGCCGGCGCUUUUCGCAACGAUAAAUGUGGCGAUACUAUAAAAAUUGAAAGCCCCGGGUACCUUACAUCUCCUGGUUAUCCUCAUUCUUAUCACCCAAGUGAAAAAUGUGAAUGGCUGAUUCAGGCUCCGGACCCAUACCAGAGAAUUAUGAUCAACUUCAACCCUCACUUCGAUUUGGAGGACAGAGAUUGCAAGUAAGUGGGAAUGUGUUUGAACAGGGCACCACAGCACCAUCUAGUGGUCACGCCUGUCUACGGGGGGGAGUCAGUGUGUAC